This is a messenger RNA of Rhodamnia argentea, 2131 nucleotides long. RefSeq names its product beta-glucosidase 18-like. The transcript has 12 exons. Lineage: Eukaryota; Viridiplantae; Streptophyta; Magnoliopsida; Myrtales; Myrtaceae. The record is from RefSeq and is a predicted model, not a curated record. Bases 173 to 1798 code for a protein of 541 amino acids. Gene Ontology annotation, biological process: carbohydrate metabolic process. Gene Ontology annotation, molecular function: beta-glucosidase activity.
ACUUUGAACGCAACUAGCCGACCAAAUAAAAUAAAAACAAGAAAACUUUGAACGCAACUUCAAUGUUUCGACACCCAAAACUGAUCGUUUUUCAAGAAAACGAGAAAGAAUAUUCCCAAAUCAUCAGGGACCGUUGCCUAUAAAAGCCCCAUUUGUCUCCACGAAACCGUCCAUGAAAAGUUCUCUUCAUUUUGCGAGUUUUUUCUUCAUCUGUUUCAGACCGAACCAGUACGUGCUCGAGCGGAAAAGGAUGAGGGAAAGAGGAGUCAAAGCUUCUGCUUGCGUUUCCUUCUUCCUUCUCUGCUUGUGCGUGGACUGCCAUGGCGUCGACCGAAGCCAAUUUCCUCCAUCCUUCCUGUUUGGAACCGCCACCUCUGCUUUUCAGAUUGAAGGAGCCUACUUGACUGGAAAUAAAAGUUUAAGCAAUUGGGACGUAUACACGCAUAUCCCAGGAAAGGUAGAAGAUGGAAGCAAUGCCGAUGUGGCCGACGACCAUUAUAACCGCUACAUGGAAGAUGUGGAGUCAAUGGGGGACCUUGGAGUGAAUUCAUACAGAUUUUCCAUAUCUUGGCCUAGAGUCCUCCCUAAUGGAAGAGAUGGUGAGACAAACGCAGAGGGUAUUGAUUUCUACAACAACCUCAUCGAUGCCCUUUUGCUGAAAGGUAUCGAGCCAUUUGUUACCCUGAAUCACUAUGAAUUUCCUCAAGUACUCGAAGAUCGCUACGGCUCUUGGCUAAGUUCUGAGAUACAGCUAGAUUUCGCGCACUUUGCAGAGGUUUGCUUCGAAGCAUUUGGCGACAGAGUAAAGUACUGGGUGACGAUUAACGAGCCGAAUAUGCUCAUAUACUAUGCUUAUUUCCAAGGUACAAACCCUCCGGCCCAUUGUUCCUAUCCAGUAGGCAAUUGCUCGGCUGGAGACUCGUUCUUGGAACCCUACAUUGCUACCCAUAACGUUGUGUUGUCUCAUGCGGCCGCAGUUGAAAUUUACAGAAACAAGUAUCAGGCAAAACAAGGUGGUAUGAUAGGGAUUGUAGUGUCCGCGCCAUUUUACGAGCCUCUCACCGACACUCCGGCCGACAAACUGGCAGCGGAACGGGCUUUAGCUUUCCAGAUUGCAUGGUUCCUCGACCCCAUCAUGUAUGGCGAUUACCCUCCUGAGAUGCUGCAGAUAGUUGGCGCAAGACUGCCUGUUUUUUCGGCAGAAGAGAAGAAGAAGCUGUCGAAUAAAUUGGAUUUUAUCGGAAUUAACCAAUACACAGCAGUUUAUGCUAAGGAUUGUAUGCUCUCUCCUUGCCCUUAUGCUUAUUCUCUCGGCGAAUCGAUGGUUUACCUCACUGGAGAAAGAGACGGGACCCUUAUCGGAGACACGACUGCAGUAUCCUAUUUUUACGUUGUUCCAAGUGCAUUGGAGAAGACUGUGAUGUACCUCAAAGACAGAUAUAACAACACACCAAUGUUCAUCACGGAAAAUGGUUAUGCUCAAUCAAAUGCUCCUAUCGAUGAUUCAAUUGACGACACAAAAAGAGUCGAGUUCUUCAAGAGCUAUCUGUCGGCUCUAGUCAACGCAUUGAGAAAAGGAGCCGAUGUCCGAGGCUACUUCAUAUGGUCUCUGCUGGACAAUUUCGAAUGGCUUGACGGCUACACGAUCCGUUUCGGGCUCUACUACGUCGACUUUGACACGCUGGAGAGGACGCCGAAGCUAUCAGCCAAGUGGUACAAGAGUUUUCUCACGGAAUCGAAUUCGACAGCAGAGUCAAAGCGAUACAAGUGCCGGCGCAACAUGUUCAUGCCUCUGUGAAGAGAGAGCUCUCUUUGGCAGCUCUUUUUACACCUGAUACACUUCACUAGGAGGACGCAAGAUCAAGGGUCUAAGAUCAUCCAUUUUAACUAGGAGAGGACGCAAUAAUUCUAAACUUGAAUCAAAUUAUUAUCAUUGUAGCCAUUAUUUGUUCAAUUUUCUGUAGGUGGGUAAUCAGAAUUUACUAAUAGCUCUAUUUAUAUUCUGAUUCUUAGUAUUAUGCUUAACUUCAUUGGUCGAAAUCAGACAUCCUGACAAGUGCCUUUGAGGAUGAAUGUCUAAUAAUUCUCCUAGUUAUUCAUUCUAUUAUAAUGAUAUUUAUUAUUUCUGUUU